AUCAUUUGGAUGGUUAAACAACCUGUUCUGGUGAUAUUGGUGACUUUACCAGCUCCCCCCAGCGUUCCCAGGCGAAAAAACAACCUUGCAACAUGAGGACUACCGUCCCGGCAAAAUAAAAAUCGGAAGUCUCGUGAGAAGCAAAACGAGAACGAGAACGAGCGCGAAACACGAGCAGCUUUACGGCAAUUCAACACACACACGCCCACCUCAAUACUAGCUAGAAGUAACCUGAGUACAAGCGACGAUGGAUAAUGUUCCAGCGAAAAGACUGAAGAGACGGUUAUCGGCGGAGGAGGUGAAAGAGAGGAAAAAACUUUUUGACCGUGCUAGGGACCGUACAAGAGUCAACAUUGGUCGUGCAUUCACCGAGUGGCGAGAACUAAAAGAUAAUGAAGAAUGCAGAACAGAUGCGGACCUUGCGUUUCUGCUAAUGCAAUUCUACAAGCGCUGGCAAGCGACAACGUCCACGCCACGCAAGGGCCAGUGCAGACCACCACAACCAGUGGUGUCGAGUAUCGGCACGGAGUCGGAUCAUGACCUAGAAAUGAAUCCCAAUGCAAUUGGUGUUGAAACGUUGGUUAGAGAGGGAGAAAUUGAGGUUUUAGAAUCCAGCAUGCAUUCCCUGGAUAUUAGCAAACAGGAUAACCAAGAUUCACCAGAUGAAGAGGAGGAGAAUGAUUUCAGGAAUACCUAUAUUGUCAUGGAUCCUUUUUGGGAUAACCCAAAAAAUGUGUGCUUUGAAGAUGGGUACAGCUCCGAUGAGGAUUUUGUCCCAUCUCUUCAUUUGCGCACUAUUGGUGCCAAAACAGACAAGCUUCCGGAAAUCAGUGUGGACGAAGCUGUGUUAGAUUUUUUUGUAUCUGAUUGUCCAGUUGAUGAAUCGGAAUCAGAUUCUGUUCCAGAACAACAUAGAAUAACUACAGAGGAAGACCUAGUUGGUAAAUGUGCAAACAUUACAUACAACGAUAAUCUCCUUCAACUCGCUCGGCACCUGAAACUACCAAUCAAGAACUGCAAACACAUGGACAGACUGUCUGGUUGUCCAUGUCCUGGUGUUCCACCGUUUCAGGUCACCCUGAAACCUCGUGGGACUGGAGCAGUUUUGGAAUGGUUCUGCCCCUUCGGACACAGCCAGUGGAAGUGGAACUCGCAGCCAACUUUAAAGUUUGGCAUGCAGGGUGGGGACUUCAUGCUCUCUGCAAAUAUACUACUGUCUGGCAACAACUACAGAAAAGUAGCUCUUCUUUUCAAAUUCAUGGCCAUGGGGAUGGUUACAGAAUCGACAUACUACCGUAUCCAAGAUGCAUACUGCAUAGAGCCUGUCCAAGACUUCUGGGACAACAUCAAUGCCAAAGUCAUGGAGCGUAUGCGUCAAAAGGACCAUAUUGUUGUUCUAGGAGACGGCCGAAUGGACUCUCCUGGACACUGUGCUCAGUAUUGCACAUAUACAACAAUAGAGCAGGAGUCUAGAGAUAUCAUCCACAUCGUUUCUGUUGACAAAAGGGAGACCAGCCGCAACUCCGUGAUCAUGGAGAAGGAGUGUUUCGUUCGCACCAUGGAUGCUCUGCUCCCAAAUGUCAAAAUAAAAGAAGUGGUUACUGAUGCCCACCCUCAGAUCAUGGCAUUACUGAAUCCUGAACGUGGACGAUACAAGGAAUGGGGAUUACAGCAUUCACUUGACAUUUGGCAUGCUGCUAAAAGUCUUAGCAAAAGGCUUCGAAAGGCUGGAGCAGUGAAAGGGCAAAAUCAUAUUCACAUCUGGACACGGGACAUUGUCAACCAUUUUUGGUACUGCAGCAAACAGGCCUCCACAGAGGAGGAAUUUAAGAUUCUUGCAGUUGAUGUGGGUUGUUGUAAUGCAUCAUGUGUGCAAUGA
Molecule: messenger RNA, 1879 nt
Organism: Pimephales promelas (fathead minnow)
Lineage: Eukaryota; Metazoa; Chordata; Actinopteri; Cypriniformes; Leuciscidae
Source: RefSeq, a predicted model, not a curated record